This is a messenger RNA of Knipowitschia caucasica, 7962 nucleotides long. The record is from the annotation of a GenBank genome assembly. NCBI's taxonomy places the organism in Eukaryota, Metazoa, Chordata, Actinopteri, Gobiiformes, Gobiidae.
AUGACGCCACAGAUUCAAUGGAUAUACUUACUACAUUUAUGCAUUCUUAUACACCACACAGCAGCUGGAGCGACAGGAGCCAGGGGCAGGUGCAGCUUGUUUGGUCGGCAGCACAUCCACACUUUCGAUGGCGUCUUGUAUGACUUCGCUGGAGAUUGCAGUUAUCUUUUGGCUGGGGAUUGCAAACAGCGCUCCUUCACACUUCUCGGUGAUUUUGUGGAUGGAAGGCGUGUUGGCGUCACUCUGUUCCUCGGUGAUGCCUUUGAGCUGCACCUGUCUGUCAAUGGAAUCCUCUCACAAGGGGAUAAAAUUCUGUCUGUGCCCUAUGCGUCCCACUCUCUGUUUGUGGGCACUGAGCUGGGCUUCUACAAGCUGUGGAGUGAAGAAUUUGGAUUCUCCGUGACCAUUGAUCAUGCUUCUAACAUGGCAGUGAUCUUGGGCCAGGUGCACGCCAACAGCACCUGUGGUCUCUGUGGGAACUUCAACGGCCUCACCUCAGACGAAUACACAGCUCAAGAAGGCUUCGUCACAGAGGACAGCUAUGACUUUGCAAACUCGUGGGCAGUGAAGGGGGCGUCCCAGUUGUGCGAAAGGGUCACCCCACCCAGCAUGACCUGUAAUCACACCGGUAGGAUUGCAGAGAUCAUGUCGGGCUGCAGUGUCCUGGGCCAGUCAUCGGCCUUCCUGCACGGUUCUCAUGUGGUGUCUGCUGAGGCCUUUGUGGCUCUGUGUGAGCGGCAGGCUUGUCAGUGUGAGGGGGCCCCAGAGGAGUGCUACUGCCCCGUCCUGCUGGAGUAUGCCCGCUCCUGCCACAACCACGCCACAGUGCUGACCGGCUGGACUGCCCAGAGCCACUGCAUUCCCAAGUGUCCCAUGGGAAUGCAGUACAGUGAAUGCACCAAGUCCUGCUCUACCACCUGUCACAGCCUGAACAUCCAGGAGGUCUGCUCUGAACAAUGCUCUGAUGGAUGCAUCUGUCCUGAUGGAAAGGUGCUGGAUGGACAGCGUUGUGUGGAGGUGUCCCAAUGUUCCUGUGUCCACAUGGGCCGACACUUCCCCCCUGCAUCCACCAUCUCUCAGGACUGUAACACCUGUGUGUGUCGUCAUGGUUCCUGGGAGUGCUCAAACCAAGGCUGCCCGGGGGAGUGCUUAGUCCUAGGCCAGUCGCACUUCAAAACAUUUGAUGAGAAGUUCUUCACCUUCACCGGACAGUGUCAGUAUCUCCUGGUCAAGGAUUGUGCUGAGAACGACUUUUCAGUUAUUAUUGAGAAUGUGCAGUGUGCCGAUAACCAAGACGCUGUGUGCACGCGCUCCGUGACGCUCAGCCUGCCCUCUUUGGAGAACAUGACCAUAAAGCUCAAACAUGGAGGUUUAGUGUCAGUCAACAGUAUGGACAUCCAGACACCCAUGCAUCAUGGCCAUCUGCACAUCCAGAGGUCUGUCCAAUCGUCUGUCCACGUCAGGUUCAAGGAGGAUUUUCAGAUAGAGUGGGAUGGAAACGGUCGGCUGCGUGUAAAGCUGGGGCCACGGUGGCAGGGGCGCACUUGUGGCCUGUGUGGGAACUACAACGGUAACCAAGGAGACGACUUCAUGUCCGAGGCGGGUUUGGUGGAAGGGGGAGCCCAGGCGUUCGCUCAGUCCUGGAGGAUCAAUGCAGACUGUGAGGCCAUCCACAGGCAGGAGGCCGACCCGUGUGCUGCCAAUCCCAAGAGAGUGCGCUUCGCAGAGGAGGCGUGCGCGAUCAUCUUGUCCGAGGUUUUCUCUCCCUGUCACUUCCUGGUGAACCCGGCUCCAUUCCAACGCUUCUGUCGAUACGAUGUGUGCGCCUGCUCUGAUGGAGAGGAGUGUCUGUGCUCUGCCCUGGCCGCCUACGCCUCGGCCUGCUCCAACCGCGGAGUGCUUUUGAGCUGGAGGUCCCCCUCACUGUGUGUCAUGCAGUGCUCUGGAGGCCAGGUGUACGAGGCCUGCCGGCAUCCCUGUGAGCGGACAUGCAGGUCUCUGUCGGGACUGGAGCCAGGCUGUGGAGGGCAGUGUGAGGAGGGCUGCUUCUGUCCCGUGGGGAAAUACCUGACCGACUCUGGAGAGUGUGUGAGUGCGGACCUCUGCCCCUGUCUGCACGAUGGACAGCUGUACCAGCCCAGCGAUGUGUAUGCUGACCACCACGCCAUCUGUCAUUGUGAGAAUGGAGCCAUGCACUGCAGUUCCAGUGAGGAGGGGACCAUGCUGUCAGACAUGUUUUAUGAUGAUGAUUUGGCUCCAUCCAGAGAACGGCGGUCAGCUCAGUGCCCUCCUCCACUUGUCCGAGCAGACUGUGAGACCGGAGGGACAGGUCCAGAAUGUGCCCGGACCUGUCAGAACCUAGACCUCCCAUGUGUGGGCGUGGCCUGUAUUCCUGGAUGUCUCUGUCCACCGGGAACCGUGCGUCAUCGGAGAGAUUGCAUUUUACCUCAGGAAUGUCCUUGUUACCAUAACAACCGGGCUUAUGCAUCUGGACAGAGUGUGGCUAUAGAGUGCAAUACCUGUGUGUGUAAGAAGAGGAAGUGGGAGUGCACCAAUAACGUGUGUGACGGAGUCUGCCGGACGGUUGGGGAGGGCCACUACAUCACCUUUGAUGGGCUGAAGUACCUCUUCCCUGGGUUCUGUCAGUACGUGCUCAUCCAGGACAUGUGCGGCGGUGAGGACGGCUCCUUCAGAGUGCUGGUGGAGAAUGGACCUUGUGGAAUUGUCGGACAUCGAUGUGCAAAAGUCAUCACCAUCUUUUUCCAAGGAGGCGUGAUCGUCAUGCAGCACGGAGAGGUAAAAGUGAAGAAUCCAGUCCUGCUAGGCUCACAGGUGCAGAUUGUGCGGUCGGCCCAAUCCUACACUGUGCUCCUGGGAAAGCAUCUCACCAUCAACUGGGAUAAAGGAACCCACCUCCGCGUGCACAUUUCUCCUGUCUACAGGGGAAAAGUGUGUGGCCUCUGUGGAAACUACGACGGAAACGUUAACAAUGACUUGAUGAGCAGCAAUAACCAACUGGAGGUGGACGCGCCGCACUUCGGGAACUCCUGGAAAGUGUUGCCCAGCUGUGCCGAUGUAACACAGGUGCCUCCUCCUUGCAAUGACGACAUUAGCAAGCUAGUCACAGUGGAGCAGUCCUGUCGUGUUCUUACUGGACCAAUCUUCAAAGAAUGCAAUGAUCAGAUCGACGCGGAGCCUUUUGUGCAGAUGUGUGUGGAUGCAGCUUGCUCCUGUCCUUCGGUGGGAGACUGUGCCUGCUUCUGUGACGUGGUGGCAGCCUACGCUCUGGCCUGUUCAGAACAAGGCUUGUCCAUCAGCUGGAGGACCAAUCAGCUCUGUCCUUUGAGCUGUGAAGACCUGAACCCGGUGCGUGCCGACACGGGUGAGGAGCUAUGUCAGUGGAGGUACAACGCUUGUGGUCCAGCCUGUCCAAUCAGCUGCCAGCAUCCAGAGCCUCUGCACUGUCCCCUGAGCUGCGUGGAGGGAUGCCACACACACUGCCCUCCAGGUCAGUUGCUGGAUGAAGUUCUCCUGCGCUGUGUAGAACCCUCUCAGUGCCAAGUUUGUGUCCAUGAGGGUCAAACAAUCUCCCAUGGAACCAAAGUUCUCCUCAACCAAGAUGUCCCAGAGAUGUGCAAGAUAUGUCACUGUGAAAGCAACCAGCUGCACUGUGAGGCCUGCACCCCCGCAUCCCUGACCACUCCUGCCCCCACAACUUCCUGGGGGACAUACAGCACCGUGCCCUUCACCACACUGAUGCCUGAGGGGGGCUGUGACCGGGCCAUGGACCUGGCUUUCCUCCUGGAUGGUUCGGAGGCCCUGAGCGAGGAGGACUUCCAGGUGACCAAAGACUUCAUCCUCAGCGUGGUGGAAAAGUUUCGCAUGGGCUCAGCGCACACACGAGCAACAGUGCUGCUGUACCACUCCGGAGUGAAGACAUACGAGCUGCAGGUUCAGAAAUGGCUCUUUAGGAAGAUGGUCCGCGAGCUCCAUUACACUGGGGGAGACGCGGCCUUCUUGGACGAGGCUAUCAAGUACUUGGCCGUCAACAUUUACGACAAGAACAAGCGCGAGCAUGCAGGCCGCGUCGCCGUCAUCCUCACGGCCAGCGAAAACCCCCGGCCCAUGCGCGCCAUCCUCAAGAUGCUGCGCAGGAAGUCCAUCACCACUUUAACUGUCGCGCUGGGCCCCGAGGUCGACAUGGGACAAAUCAACGAAAUCACCAAAAUCAGUCCAGAAAACCGGGCCUCUCCACAGCGGCCAAUAAUGGUGGAAGAUUAUUUUAAUCUCACAAACGUAGUCCACCGUGUGAUCAAUAUUACACGGACAAGAAUCAUUCCCCGUUCCCCGACUCUCCCGCCUCUGAUUGUGCCCACACCAGCCACUCUGCCCCCUUCAGUGCCAUGUGACAAGCCCAUGGACGUUGUGUUCUUGUUAAAGGCGGGGGAGCAGUUGACUGAUGCAAAGACAUUUGUCAAGAGCUUCAUCACUAAUGCAAAAAUAGGGCCUAAGGACACUUACUUCAGUUUGUCACAGUACGGAGAAAGAAAUACAGCCGAAAUCAGCUGGAAGCAGGAGCAGAGCAAAGACCAGCUCCUAAAUCUGGUGGACAGAGUUCCCAGAAGGACCCCUGCAACUCCUCAACUUGGUGCAGCUCUGCGGUUUGCCGUCCAGAACGCCCUCUCCCCGGCCAGCGGAGGCAGAGCUGGGGUGGCUAAGGUCGUCGUCAUGUUGGUUCUGGACAAAUCCGCUGAUGACGUCACAGAGGCGGCUAACGAAGCGAUGGCAGCUGGUGUGUCAGUGUUUCCCAUCGGCGUGGGAUCAGGAUACGACAGGGCGGAGCUCAGUGUGCUGGGUCGCCACGGUAAGCAGGACAACAGCCUGCACCUGAGCAGCAUGGACCAGCUGCUGCUGCUGCUGCUGAGCCUGGACCAGGACUUCACCCAGAGGAUGUGCAGAGCGGGUCCACCGGGACUGUGCGUGGAUGAUAAUGGGACAGAGAGGAAGCCUGGAGAGUCAUGGUUGCUGGACGAUGGCUGUCACUCCCUCCUGUGUCACCCCAGUGGAGCAGUGACCGUGCAGAGCCACAAAGUGAGCUGCGAGAGACUGGAGCCUCCGGCCUGUAGGAACAACAUGCCCCCGGUCAGGGUCCAGGAGACGUGUGCCUGCCACUGGGAAUGCCCAUGCAUGUGCAUGGGCAGCUCGACUAAUCACGUGGUGAGGUUUGACAGCCUGGCUCUCCGGCUGGAUGGGGAGGGAUUGUGCUCCUACACUCUUCUAACUGUGAACAAGAGUCUGACUGAGUCCUCCGAGGUGAAACUCCACAACGGACCCUGCAGACACCCCUCAGAGUACCACCAAGUGUGCAUGAAGGCUAUUGAGGUGGUCCAUGGAGCUUCUACCCUCCUGCUGAAGGAGGAUAUGACGGCCGUGAUGGGCACUGAGGAGCUCGCUCUGCCCUGGACUCAUGGCGGCCUUGAGCUGCUACGCUUUGGGGGUAUCAUGCUUCAGCUCAGAUCGGACCACGGCUACACACUCACCUUCACCCCCCAGAGCAACGAGUUCACCAUCUCUGUGCAGGGCUCCGGGACAGUUGGGCCCACUGCAGGACUCUGUGGUGCCUGUGGAGAGGAGCAUGUAAACGUCCUGCGCCUCCGUGAUGGCAGCCUGACUUCAGACCACUCUGCCCUGGUGCGGGACUGGAGCAGCUCCGGGGGUAUGGAGGGAGGCGAGGGUGUGUGUGUUCCUCGGAGCCGUCCUGUAUGUGCCCUGGGAGCGUCCAUGGGUUGCCAGGCUCUGCGCUCUGAGGUGUUUGGGCCGUGUCAUGGGGUGAUCCCGGUGCAGCUGUUCCUGUCUCGCUGUGAGGAGGUGGCCUGUGAGCAGUCGGACGUGUGCGAGCUGCUGUCCGCUUACGCACAGCUCUGCAGACAGAACGGGGCCUGCAUGCACUGGAGGGGCCCGCACCUCUGCCCCUUCCAAUGCCCCAGUGCGAUGGAGUACCAUGCGUGUAGGAGCGACUGUGUGGAGGACUGCAGCAGCCUCCAGACUAUGUCCGAUCAGAGGAACUCAUCCUGUGUGGACACCCCCACAGAGGGCUGCUACUGUCCUGAGGGCCUGCUCCUCCACCAGGGGGCAUGUGUGUCUCCAGAUCGCUGUCACCAGUGUGUGGAUCAGCAAGGACAUGCACGUGCUUACUUGCAGUCGUGGGUCCCGGAUGAGAACCCGUGCCUCAUCUGUAUGUGUUUAGAGCAGCAGCGUGUUAACUGCACAGCCCGGCCCUGCAACGACGUCAAAGUUCCUGUGUGUGGCCCAUGUGAAGUUCUGAGGGAGAAGAGGGAGUCCAAAUGUUGCCCUGAGUACGAGUGCGUGUGUGAUCUAAAGAACUGCUCCAUGCCUGAAGUGCCUCGCUGUGAAGAUGGUCAGACCUUGGUCCUGAGAAACCCAGGAGAAUGUCAGCCAGUGCAUGAGUGUGUUUGUAAAAAGGAGCAGUGUGAUGUCCAGCCGCCUCCUACUUGUCCACCACAUCGACAGCUGUCAGUGAAAAAGAGCUCAUGCUGUGACUCGUUCCAGUGCGUCUGUCAGUGUGAGAACUCCACACGCUCUUGUCCCAUCGGCUUCAUCACCUCCACUUCCACCAACGACUGCGCCUGCACCAUCACCAGCUGUGAGCCAGACAAGGUGUGUGUGGUGGGGGCCCAGGUUCACCUGGUGGGCAGUGAGUGGGAGGAGGGCUGUAACAAAUGUGUGUGCAGCCAGCAGCAGGACGUCCAGAGCCGUCUACAUGUGGCCCAGUGUACCCCACCUGUGUGCCCCACCUCAUGCCCUCUGGGCUCCAGGUACGCUCCAUCCGAAGGCGAGUGCUGUGGGAAGUGUGUGUCAUCGAGCUGUGUGACAUCACAAGGAGAAAUUAGAGGAGACACUCUGAGGGCAGCUCAGAUCCGACAUGUGGGCGAUGUGUGGUCUUCUCCUCUGGAUGAGUGUGUCCUCCACGAGUGUGUGAAGGUCCAGGAUCAGGUGUUUGUGACAGAGAGGAACGUGAGCUGUUCUGCGGUGGACCUUACCCCCUGCCCCCUGGGGACAGAGCUGAGCUGUUCCCCCUCAGGCUGCUGUCCCUCCUGUCGCUGUGUCCCUGUAAAUGCCUGUCUCUUCAACCAUACUUUGAUUGGACCUGGAGAGCAGCUGAUGGUGGACCUGUGUACACACUGUGAAUGUCAGGUGGAGCAGGGGGUUGUGAAGAAGUACAAGCUGUCCUGUAAGAGAACCAGCUGUCCUGAGUGUCCUAUGGGGUACAGUCUGCAGACGGAGGAGGGGGCUUGCUGUGGCCGCUGUGUCGCUACCACUUGUUUUAUUCAAAAACCUGAUGGGACAUUCAGCAGCUUGCCGGUGAACUCCAGCAGUGAGGAGGGCUGUAGCGUGUACUCCUGCAGCCUGAGCCCCAAAGGAGAUCUGGUGGCUCAGGUGAAAGUGACAACCUGUCCUGCGUUCGAUCCACAGGCCUGUCUGGACCAUGGGGGUAAAGUCAGUCGCCUUGGAAACAGCUGCUGUGAGACAUGUGAAGAACCUGAGUGUCGGAGGACCAAAGGCACUCUGAACUACAUCCGAGUGGAGGACUGUCAGUCUGAGCAGAAGGUGGAGCUGCACUACUGUGAGGGGAAGUGCCGGAGCCGGUCCCUGUACUCCCUGGAGCGCGGCGCAGUGGAGCGGGAGUGCGUGUGCUGCUCUGCCCAGGACACUGAGGGCCUGAGUGUGCCUGUGCUGUGUUCCAACGGGACCAGGAGCCUCCACACAGUGCUGUCAUUCACCCAUGCCACGUCCAGCCUCCUGCUGCCUCAUACCUAUCAGCUACUGCUCAACUCUCCAUCUUUUAUUCGUUUUGGCUCUCGCUGGCUCAGACACUUUCCACCAUCUGCGCGUCCGUGUUUCAUUGAGAGGAGUUUGUGCGAUGAGCUAAUCCGCCCUUGA